Vanderwaltozyma polyspora DSM 70294 is the source of this 1476-nucleotide messenger RNA. RefSeq names its product carboxypeptidase C (gene ATG42). The record is from RefSeq and is a predicted model, not a curated record. The transcript has a single exon. Gene Ontology annotation, cellular component: fungal-type vacuole. Gene Ontology annotation, biological process: proteolysis. Bases 1 to 1476 code for a protein of 491 amino acids. NCBI's taxonomy places the organism in Eukaryota, Fungi, Ascomycota, Saccharomycetes, Saccharomycetales, Saccharomycetaceae. Gene Ontology annotation, molecular function: serine-type carboxypeptidase activity.
AUGAAGGGAUUUUUUAUUUUGGGUUGUCUUCUGUUGUUACAGACAGUCGCAUUUACAAUUUUUGAUGAUCGUUGGGAUGAUAUUUGGUCACGAGUGACUAGUUUCCCUAGAAAUAGACAUCAGUCUAUUGACAGAAAGGUUGGAACUGAUGAUUUCGAGCAUAUAGAAUCUGUCUAUGAUGAGGAUUAUAAGCUAAGGAUUAGAGCGGUUGAUCCUUUGAAGUUGAAUAUAGAUACAGUCAAACAGUGGUCUGGUUAUUUGGAUUACAAGAAAUCUAAACUUUUUUUUUAUUGGUAUUUUGAAAGUAGGAACGAUCCUGUGAACGACCCUGUUAUCCUAUGGUUGAAUGGUGGGCCUGGCUGUUCCUCUUUUACUGGAUUGUUGUUUGAAUUGGGUCCUUCUUCUCUAGGUCCGGAUCUAAAACCAAUUCAUAACCCUUAUUCAUGGAACAAUAAUGCUUCAGUAAUAUUUUUGGAACAGCCAUUGGGGGUAGGUUUCUCAUAUGGUGAUUCCAAAGUGUCAUCUACACAUGCCGCCGGUAAAGAUGUUUACAUAUUCUUAGAAUUGUUCUUCAAUAAAUUCCCAGAACUAAGGAAAAAUGGUUUCCAUAUCGCAGGUGAAUCGUAUGCUGGUCAUUAUAUCCCACAGAUUGCCCAUGAAAUUGUAUUCAAGAAUCCAAAGAGAACAUUUAAUCUCUCUUCAAUAUUAAUAGGUAAUGGUAUAACAGAUUCAUUGGUUCAAACUCCGCAAUAUGCCCCAAUGGCUUGUGGUAAAGGUGGUUAUCCACAAGUUUUAUCUGACGAAGAAUGUAUUAAGAUGGAAUCGCAUAUAAAGCGUUGUACUUUCUUGAUAAAUUCGUGUUAUAGGACUCAAUCUAGUUUUCCCUGUGUUUCAGCAGCUUCUUAUUGUGAUUCCGUCGUUUUAAAUCCAUAUUCAAAGACAGGCUUAAAUGUCUACGAUAUUAGAGGGCCUUGUGAAGAUAAUAGCAACGAUGGUCUGUGUUACAAUGGUCUUAGAUAUGUGGAACAAUUUAUGAAUAAAAAAUGGGUCCAACGUUUAUUAGGUUCUGAUGUUAGCGAAUACAAAGGUUGUAAUGAUCAAGUAUUUCUGAGAUUUUUCCUGACUGGUGAUGGGGCAAAACCAUUCCAACAGUUUGUUGCUGAGUUAGUAAAUGCAGGUAUUCCAACGUUAGCCUACGCUGGCGAUAAAGAUUAUAUAUGUAAUUGGCUAGGCAAUAAAGCUUGGACAGAUGCCUUAGAAUGGGCUGGUAAAGAGCGUUAUGAUUAUCUUCCAUUGAAACCUUGGUUAAGUACUAGUUCUAAUAAGGAAUUUGGUCAAGUGAAAAGUUAUGGUCCAUUGACAUUCUUAAGAGUGUACGAUGCUGGUCAUAUGGUCCCAUAUGACCAACCAGAGGCAGCUUUAGAGUUGGUCAAUUCUUGGAUUCAUGGAAAUCAAUCCUUUGGCUACAAAGGAUAG